Ostrinia furnacalis (Asian corn borer) is the source of this 1883-nucleotide messenger RNA. RefSeq names its product eukaryotic translation initiation factor 4A (gene eIF4A). Bases 206 to 1465 code for a protein of 419 amino acids. NCBI's taxonomy places the organism in Eukaryota, Metazoa, Arthropoda, Insecta, Lepidoptera, Crambidae. The record is from RefSeq and is a predicted model, not a curated record. Gene Ontology annotation, molecular function: ATP binding; nucleic acid binding; RNA helicase activity. The transcript is spliced from 7 exons.
UAAUUUAGUAUUACUCACGUUCUUGUGAUACAAAACGCUUACAAAAUUCUAAGCAUUUUUAAAAAUCGUAUAAAAAUAUAGUUUAUUUUUAUAAAAUCCAUUGCCUUGUUUAAGUAACAAUUUUAUAUAUCAAUAUAAAAAAAGCUUUUGCUAAACUCAACUUGACCUUGCCAGUUCUUUUCCGUUCAGCUACCGCGAUUGGAACAUGUCUUUUUCAUCACCUGAAAGAAGAUCAGAAGAUUGGCCGGAGGACUCCAAAAAUGGGCCAAAGGAUCAAGGGAGUUACGAGUCAGCCCCGGGCUUGGAGGGAGCCCUGGAUACGAACUGGCAUCAAGUCGUGGAGAGCUUCGACGAUAUGAACUUGAAAGAAGAAUUGCUGAGAGGAAUUUAUGCCUAUGGUUUCGAAAAGCCAUCGGCUAUUCAACAACGCGCCAUUAUGCCGUGCAUCCAAGGACGCGAUGUUAUAGCCCAAGCCCAGUCUGGAACUGGCAAAACUGCGACAUUCUCUAUUUCAAUUCUUCAACAAAUUGACACAAGUAUCCGUGAAUGCCAAGCUCUAAUCUUGGCCCCAACCAGAGAGUUGGCUCAACAGAUUCAAAAGGUCGUGAUAGCCCUUGGUGACCAUCUGAAUGCUAAAUGCCAUGCGUGUAUUGGUGGCACGAAUGUGCGCGAAGAUAUGCGCCAGCUGGAGAGUGGGGUUCAUGUGGUGGUGGGAACCCCUGGCCGCGUGUACGACAUGAUCACCCGCCGCGCUCUUCGUGCUAACACUAUCAAGCUCUUUGUUCUUGAUGAGGCUGACGAAAUGUUGUCUAGAGGAUUCAAAGAUCAAAUUCACGAUGUGUUCAAGAUGUUGUCAGCUGAUGUACAGGUCAUUCUGUUGUCUGCUACUAUGCCUGAUGAUGUUUUAGAAGUCUCCCGCUGUUUUAUGAGGGAUCCGGUGCGCAUUCUUGUGCAGAAGGAAGAGCUUACCCUGGAAGGUAUUAAACAAUUUUUCAUCGCCAUUGAGGUGGAGGAAUGGAAACUGGACACCCUGUGUGACUUGUAUGACACACUCUCCAUUGCUCAAGCUGUAAUCUUCUGCAAUACUCGCCGCAAGGUCGACUGGCUGACUGAGUCCAUGCAAGUGCGUGACUUCACUGUGUCUGCUAUGCACGGUGAUAUGGACCAGCGUGAGCGCGAGGUGAUCAUGAGACAGUUCCGUACAGGAUCCUCUCGUGUUCUCAUUACCACUGACUUGCUGGCUCGAGGCAUUGAUGUUCAACAAGUUUCUUGUGUCAUCAACUAUGAUCUGCCUACAAACCGUGAAAAUUACAUUCAUCGAAUUGGCAGAGGUGGCCGUUUCGGUCGUAAGGGAAUUGCUAUCAACUUUGUUACUGAAGCUGACAAGCGAGCACUGAAGGAUAUUGAGGACUUUUACCACACUACUAUCACGGAAAUGCCCAGUGAUGUGGCCAACCUCAUCUGAGGUGUCAGCGCUUUUCCCGUUUAUACUUUGUGUCCUGCGUUCUAUUGCGAUAUUGAUAAGGUGUGAGUAUUAGGAGGAAUCUCCUAAUUACUGCUGUGCCGACUUUUUUUAUUGGAACUCCUUUAAUUUGGACCGAUAUAUUUUGUUUUAGUUUAAUUAAUGAAUACAUUAUACUAUAAUAGACGUAUCAAUAUAAGUUUAAUAUACAUAGGUAGGAAUAAGACCGGCCCGGCCGGAUGGCCCCCGUUCCGCGUAGGCCUCUCUGCCGCUUGCAGAGAGGUCUCAUCGGGUACUGGAGAGGCUAUUUCAAUCACAAAAGUACUAGACGGAAACAAUGUAUUGUAACUCUUUUUCCAGUUGUACAUAAUAUGGUAACUGUUUUUGUAAUACGGUAAAUAAAUAUAAUUAUAUAUCCCAA